GUGCUGGUGGACGUGGCUGCCCAGGCUGGAGUCAGCAAGUACACAGGGGGCCGUGGGGUGGCUGUGGGCCCCAUCCUGAGUGACAGCGCCUCUGACAUAUUCUGCGGCAACGAGAACAGCCCCAAUUUCCUCUUCCGCAACUUGGGGGAUGGGACGUACCAGGAUAUGGCAGCUACUGUGGGGCUGGAUGACCCCUACCAGCACGGACGUGGUGUGGCACUGGCUGACUUCAACCGUGAUGGCCGGGUGGACAUUGUCUACGGCAACUGGAACGGGCCACACCGCCUCUACCUGCAGAGCGGGGCCCCUGGGCACGUCCGAUUCCGGGACAUUGCCACCCCCAAGUUCUCCAUGCCAUCCCCUGUCCGCACUGUCAUCGCAGCUGACUUUGACAAUGACCAGGAGCUGGAGGUUUUCUUCAACAACAUCGCUUACCGUGGCUCCUCUGCCAACCGCCUCUUCCGGCUCAUCCGCAGGGAACACUCAGACCCCAUUGUGGAAGAGCUGAAUCCGGGGGACGCGCUGGAGCCUGAGGGACGAGGCACAGGGGGCGCAGUGACGGAUUUUGAUGGCGAUGGGAUGCUGGACCUCAUCCUGUCCCACGGCGAGUCCAUGGCACAGCCGAUCUCCAUCUUCAAGGGCACCCAGGGCACUAGCAACAACUGGCUGCGUGUCAUCCCCCGCACCCGCUUCGGGGCCUUUGCACGGGGGGCCAAAGUGGUGCUGUUCACACGGCGCAGCGGGGCCCACCUGCGCAUCAUCGACGGCGGAUCAGGGUACCUCUGUGAGAUGGAGCCUGUGGCACACUUCGGACUGGGGCACGAUGAAGCCAGCAGCCUGGAGGUGACCUGGCCGGAUGGCCGUGUCGUGACACGAUCUGUGGCCAGCAGUGAGACCAACUCUGUCCUGGAGAUCCCCUACCCCCUGGAUGUGGAGGAGCUGCUUGUGCCUGUCCCGCUGGAG
Messenger RNA from Cariama cristata (Red-legged seriema), 963 nucleotides. RefSeq names its product cartilage acidic protein 1 (gene CRTAC1). The record is from RefSeq and is a predicted model, not a curated record. The transcript has 8 exons. The annotation marks the transcript as partial. Gene Ontology annotation, biological process: axonal fasciculation. NCBI's taxonomy places the organism in Eukaryota, Metazoa, Chordata, Aves, Cariamiformes, Cariamidae.